AUGCUCUGCACCGUGUGCGGAAUUGAGGGCCGUGUUGAGCACCCCAACAUCUCCGGCGAAGAAUGCUGCAGUCCCAACUCCGACCACGGACCUUGUCAGGGCUGUAAGGAAAUAGGAGACAUAGACGUCGAGAUUUCACAGACGAGGGCGGUUCUGUUGAAGCUCUACCUCAAACGCUGCGACGCCAAACUCAAGCGCAACCUACACCACGACCAGCUUGUCCGACGCCUCCCAGUGGAAGUCGUAUCCCGCAUCUUCGUUCAUUGUCUCUCCCUCGAAUCCCCGCUCUCCAUUCCGAUGUACGAAUCGUAUUCCGAUCCCCCAUCCCGACCCUUUCGCAUAAAACCGACCACCCUGGCUUUGGCCGCCGUCUGCCAGCGCUGGCGACAAAUCGCCUUUGCAACCCCGCGCCUCUGGAAUGUCGCGGGUGUCAAGAUAGGAGGAAGGGCUGUCGCGGCGUAUGCCAAUAUGACGGCAGAUUGGCUGGGACGGUCGGGUCGCCUGCCGCUCUCGCUGGACAUUUACGAAGAAAGGCCGCGGGCCAGGUUCAGUGCGACUUUGCGCCGCCGGGGAUUCGUGGACCAGCCUCCUAUCGCCUUCGACUUCACACCCAUAUUCGAAGCCAUCAAUGCUCACAUGCAUCGUGUGAAGACCCUGGAGGUGCAUCUCGACGCGCAAUACCUCCCCUUGCUGCGUAGCGAAGCUCCUGUCUUGCAAGAGCUCUAUAUAUCCGUCACGAGCAGUCGAAGAGGUGUCGCACCACGCAUGCAAUUAGCAGACACCUCCCCGAGUCCUCAGAGGGUGCUUCUUCGCGACGUGUCCUCUGGUCGAAUUGGUCUCGAUUGGGCGGGGGUGACGUAUUUUGAGGCCGUCUCUCUGUUCCUCGUCGAGGCCUUCGAACUUCUCCAGCACACGCCGCAGCUGACAGAGUGCAAGAUCGGCCACAUUGCCACCGUGUCGACAGAACCACCCGUUCUUCCCCAGAUCAGCCUCCCACAUCUAGAAACACUCAUUUUUGGCAGAACACCAGCGGGUCAAGGAAAGCUCCUUGGUCAACUGGUAACGCCCGCUCUGAAGACUCUCGAAAGCAAGGCCGACCUGCGUGCCAUCUCUGCGUUCAUCACACGCUCGAAGUGCGAACUUCGUCGCCUUGCCAUCACCGCGGCUGAAGAAACGCUAGAGAGUUUCACGGAGGUGCUCGAGAAAACACCGUAUCUGAACGAACUCGAAGCAGUGGGUUUGGAUGUGCACGAUGCAUUCUUCGAGCGCCUGGCUGCGACGUCGCUGACACGGAGUAACGCUCCGGUGUCCGAGGUGUUCCUGCCCUUGCUGUGCGUGCUCAGCUUGAGCGGUAUUCCCUGCUUCAAGUGGUCGUCCAUCCCUCCUAUUUUCUCGCCGAAGGACGAGGACGGCGAUUUUUUUCCUCGCCCGUUGUAUUCUCUAGAGCUCACUUUUUCCUCCUUUUUUGAAGGAGACGAAGACGUCUGGCUCCAAGCGUCAGAUAUAAUUGGCGCCGACGUCGAAGCGCGCUUCAAAGAGCUUCGAGAGGAGGGAAAGGAAAUAUACAUUUCUCUUGAAACGGGCGAGGUUCUAUCUGAAUAG
Molecule: messenger RNA, 1602 nt
Organism: Cyclocybe aegerita
Lineage: Eukaryota; Fungi; Basidiomycota; Agaricomycetes; Agaricales; Hemipholiotaceae
Source: the annotation of a GenBank genome assembly